CUCCGAUUAUUAUAGAUUCGCAUCUUAUAUAACCGUUAACAUGAUCUUCUAUGGUAGAUCCUUAUCUUAUCGGAAUCACCCACGACAUGAUUACGUGAUGCCCCUCACGUGCCAGCGCCACCCCCACGAGAUUCUUCAAACGGCACAAGUUCGAAUCGCGCCCGUUCCUUUGCACGACCCCUCCGUGUCGAAUAUUCUGCGCGAGCCAUCCCGCCCGUUGUCCAGGCAAUGAAUUGAAGUCUUUCCCGAGUGGGAAAAUUUUCGCAGGGUAUCGCGCAGUAGUUCUGGCCCAGCCAUGGAGGCACAAUGGCCCCUAGCCUACGAGAUUUGAUCGAUUUCCUGCUGGCGGAGAUUGCGCUGUGCGGCGAUCAAGGCGCGACUCCGGCAGAUAUCUUGGGUUCCGUCAAUACAUUCUAUGCCAAGGCUGCGCAAGAUGCAUCUGAUCGAAACCAUCGUGUCGAUCGGCGGUUCCAGGAGAAGGUGUGGUCGUGGCUGACAAGAAACCCGGAAGUCUCGGUUGGCACGGAUAGAGAGUGGAAUCAUUUUACUCUCGACGAGGCGGAGGGUCAUGUGCAAAAUGACCAAGGCGCCGAAGAAACCGAAACACCGCGAUCGUCAUCUCAGAAUGCAGUUCGAGUUUUCGUUUCCGAAGAAAGAACAUGGCUUGCGAUCACCGGCCAUGAGCGCGACGAAAGCAGGGUCUUUUCGACCGAGUUUGCCCUCUUGUCCAUCAUUGCGUCGCGCAAAGAGGCAGGUAUCGUGCAGACCGAGCUCGUCAGGCUCAGUGGCCAAGACAAGCGCUCUGUUCCCAAGCGCACGGAAAUGCUACACCAAAAAGGCUACAUUGAUAAGCGUGCGAUUCAGAUCAAAUCGGCUCGGACAAGUUUAUGUACCUUGCGCAGGUUCAUGACCACUGAUGUCUCUCCCCUAGAGGCUGCUGCUGCAGGUCAGCAAGUGAAUGGACUACAGCAUGGCAAGGACGUCAUAGACUAUAAGGCAUUUGUGGACAGACUUUUCGAGAUUCUCGGAGAGCAUAAGAUCAUCGGCCGUAACGACUUGAAAAACCUUCUUGGCUUCGCUGACCACUGGCGAUGGCGGAUCCUCUCACGCGCGCUGCGCAAGUGCGAGCGCAUAGGAGUCCUGAAGCGAGUCAAGGCUCUGUCGCAGUAUGCCGACACCUUCAGCAAAUACCACCCUUGCGUCAUGCUUCUCCGGCAGCCUACACCGCGAGAAAUUGAAAUGUUGAAUGAGUUUAGUUUGAACAUCACGAAGAAUCUGGGACCUGAGGACAACGUAGAGCUUGACGAGGACAUUGAACCGAAUGAUGAAGGAGUAGAAUCCUCGUCACUUGGUGAACUCAGGAUGGUCAAGCGAGAAGAAGACAUGGAGGAAGCUGGCCGAAUGGUCCCUACCUGGACCCCAGACCGCAACAUUCACAAUCAGAUAUUUGAGACGGUUGACAACGCAGGGACGAGCGGAAUAACCAACAUCGACCUCAUCAGAACGUGCUUCGGGGGGUUCUUCCGCCGACCGCUGGAGAGUGCGUUGGCUCGCCUGGUCACAUGCUGGCAGCUGUCCCAGCCGCUACACCUGCGCCAUCUGGCCAUCGUGCGAGACAUAGCCCUGCGCCGAACCAUCACUCACUAUGUCCACUACUCCGCGAACAAUUUCCGCAAACUCGUCGAUACAGGAGAGUCAUCUUGGGAGGCCGUUGAAUUCGUGUCCAAAAAUGCCAAGGGGAACAGUAUCCGAGUGCCCCCAGUCGAUGCGUCACCUCAACUCGAUCAGUAUGGAUUCUCGAUUGAUGUUCCUCGAAAGGAAUUGUUGAAAUAUGGGAAUGCUACUCUUUUGGAAUGCAUGCUCAGUGUCAAGCCAUCGAGUUACAGCUGCACCAACACUGACCUCACGGCGGUGCGGGUGGAGGGCGAUACUUACGCAAUCAACUAUGGCCAGAAAUAUGGGGAUGGAUCGCGUCCAGAAAGAUUGGUUACACCGAAGCGACCGAGGGCCAUUCGCGGUGACGCUGAUCCAGAGAUCGAAGAUGGCUCAGCUCAGGUGGUUUCAAUUAGCCGAGGCCCGCGCAAGAAAAGGGAAGACGCCGAACGUUUCAUUGGCAUGUCCGAGAAGGAGAAACUGGAAGCUCUCGGCUUGGAUGAGACAUGGACCGAAUACAGCGUGUUGCUCAUAGAGCGUACUCAACCGGGCGUGUAUGUCACUCCUCGUGGACGGCGGAGACCCGCUGGAAAGCGACAAGGGCGUCCAAGGAUAAGUCGCUUUGCCGUCUUCAAAUCGUCGAAACUGAAGUCAUUCCCAUGGUUUGUCGAAGAAAAGAAAGAUGACGAACACAACGAUGCCGCAGAGACGCAGCAAUCUUCGCGAGGCGAAAGCGUUGUGUCAGCAUCGGGGACAACCCCGGCGGUCGUGUUUGAGGACCAGCCGUCCGCACUUGACGGCCAGACAGAAACCCCCAGUAGAGGAGCUAGAGCGAACCUGCGACGCCGUGCUUCGGGUAUUGAAGAACCAGCAUCUGGAUCGGGCAGGGCUCACAAGCAAAGGCGUCUUAAUGGGACUACUGUGGAUUCGCCUGAUAUCAAUGCAGCUUCUGAUCAACUGACCAAUAAGAGAGGCGAAAAUGAAGAGCCAGAUCAAAGCACGCCGACAAGGCGAUCAAAACGGCGAAGAGUAGAGUCUCCGAUGCGAGAUGCCGCAGUGGAACCCGCUGAUAAUGCGAAUGUGCCGGAAGAGUCAAGUCAAGUUCAACAGUCUGGCAAGUCGGCUGCUUCCGCCACCGAAGAGUUAUCACAAGGCUCAAAGGGGACGGUCAUUGCAGGCGCGAAAGAAGGUGAAGAACCACUUAGUACCGUCCCUAUAAAUGGCACCCACCCAGAGACACCAAUGGCAAUCGACCGUCCCAAUGGAUCCCCUACUGCAGACAAAGAUCCCGUCAUUUUGCAAACCUCGGAAGAGCCGCAGCGGAACAAAAUUCCGGAGAAAGGAGGAUCGGUAAAUGUGCUGCGUCGGAAAAUCAUUUUGGAUAUUCUCGAGCAGGCUGGAGGCGCAUUUCCAAUGGGCACUGAGCUGUGGUACCCAUUCUCAUAUGCGUGGAAGAACCUAAAAUACAAAGGGAAGCCUGACCUCAGAACCAUCAAGACCACAGUCAAACACAUGGUUGAUGCUGGUAAACUGCGCCAACAGACGUUCAGUGGCAGGGACAGCAAAGGGGUUAUGGUGACAAAAUCCAUAAUCAGCAGAACAGAUUUGCAACCGGAUUCCCCCAUUAUAAAGAGUCUGCAGAGAGAAAUGUUGGCCGCAGAUCCUCGACGACCCUAUAUCCCAGAAAACGUUGAAUUCGACCCGCAAAUGUCUAAGAGCGGUCGAAGGUCUACACAGGUCAAUGAUUCCAAAUUACCUGUUCGCCCUCCCAUUCAGCCGGGGAUCACUGUACAGCUGCAUCAGAAACCCGGAUUUGUCUUGGCAGCAGAGAAGAGGAAAGGUCUGAGCAUUGAAAGACAACUGUUUGGAAGAUUGGCGGCUGGAACAGAGCCCGGGCGAAAACCGCCGCGUCUCAUGAAAAUUCGUCGUCCGGCACCCGCGAAAGACUCGCUGCAUAGUUUGACAUCCAUUGUCAGACCAGACAAAACCGAUGGUGAUGCUGCGAUUCAUCCUCAGCGACGACGUCGACCCGCGGCCUCCUCCGAUGCACUACCACCGAGACGCUCAAUUCCUCGUCGCAAGAUGGGGCGUCUCAGCAUUCCCUUAUCUGCCAUGGCUCCUUACGCGAUGGUGAUGAAUACAAAGCAGACCUUCCAUGCGCAGUCUGGGACCUUCGCCACUCAUGCGGGGCUUAUUUCCUUGCAGAUUCCCAAGGAUGCUCUUCGAGAGCGGCCUCUAGAAAAGGACGAAGUUCAAAUUGAACUCGAAAGGGAACUAGAGGCAGAGCCGGAAUCGGAGUCGGAAUCUGAACCUGAACCUGAAUUGGAACCUGACCUUGGACAGGGACCUGUCUUGCCUAAGUCUCUUGAUGAUAUAUUCACCAUGACACGGCGGCGCGUUGUAGAUUAUUCCGAUAGAGCGGACCCUAGGUCGAGGAAGUUUUUCCGCGACAACGAUGUCAUUCUCAGAUGGGAGCUGCGAAACGAAGACCUGCUCCGAAACCAAUCCACCGAGGAUCUACCGUACAUCAACCAAACAGUGUCAGACCUCUUCAGUACGCCAAUUGAGGGGAACAUACGAUUCGACCUUGACGAGCCCGAACCCCCAGCUCCGCCGCCACGCGAACCCAAGAUCACCAGACAAAAGAUGCGCCGCCUGGCAGCAGCCAGGUCUGCCAUUUCGCCACCCCCCCGUGUGGACAGUGGUUUGCCUCGGGACGAAGACUCUCAUAAAUAUGACUCUGUACCACAGAACAGACGCUUGAAUAAACUGCUGCAGGGCGAAACAGCCCCGUCAGCAACCGCAUCUCCGUCAUCGUCUCCAUUGCGACUGCAGAGUCGUCGACGUCGGCUGUCCAAUCAAAUGUCUGAAAUACUGGUGCAGAGGAUUAUGACCGCAAUCGUUGCGAUCCGUACCUUGGCAAGUGGCCAUGAUGCGCGACUCGUUGAUUGGGGUCUUCUGCCAUAUUGCUUCCCUGAGCAGGACCCAACGUAUAUCCAAGAGCGAGGAAGAGCGAUCCUGACCCGAUCCCGACUGCAGAUAGCCAAGAUGCAGAAUGAUUUCCAGGAGCUCUAUCUCGAUGCGUACGAGCACAACCGGGUCCCUCCCAUCAACUAUGACGACAUCGAGAACUACGACUGGGAAUGGAUCGUUGAUUGGGCGACGGAACAGCUGGAAGUGCCCCGAGCAGAAAAGCAGCCGUAUCUUCCCGCCACGCGCGAGCAAUUCGACAGCGUGUUUGAGAUCCGGGAAGAGGCGCCCGCGUCGCUGGACGACAUCUACCAAGCCGCCAACUCCACUACCGUCAAUCGUCGUCGCACUCUCUUCGCCGGGGUGCCUUUUGCGAUCCCCAUGACUGGCAAACCUGCUGCAAUGACCGCCCGAAAGGCCGAGCUUGCUCGCCUCGACGUGGCCAAGUCUUGGGUUCGUUCCAACGUCAUCACUCCGGACGAAGCGUACGAUGCUGCGACUGCGCGACAGAUUCUGGAACGACUGGGCGUGAACCUCGUCGACCAGGCCUUGCAGUCCUUGAUCACCGACCGGGUACUCUGCAGCGCGAACAAGGGCCGAGUCAUCCCCGGCCGCAACUACGACGUGACCGAGCUGUUUCUGCAUUCCCUCGGACGCAAACGCACCAUCGAGGCAACGGAGCUGCAACGCGCCGCAAAAUUCAAGACCGAGACGCUGGACCUGGCGCUCCGAAAGCAAGGCGUGUUCGACGUGCCCUACAACGCCGAAGACGGCGAUAUUCUCGCCUUGAUCAAUCUCUUCGCGACAGGCCGAGUCAGCCUCCAGCCUCGAGACCCACCGCGCGACAAAUUCGGCCUCACGGACGGCGGAUACCUGACGCGACUGAUUGAUAAGCAAAAGCUGCGGUUCUCCAUCGAAGUCCGUCCCGUCAAAGGCAAAUAUAUCUUCGGCGACCCGAUCCAGGAGAUCAAGUCCAACACCCCGGCACCUCAGAUGCCGGUGACCGAUAUCGACUCUCCAGCCGCCAUGUUCCAGAAGAUCCCUCUGUGGUAUGACAUCCACGGGAAGUUCGUUGCGAAGCUGUGGGAAUUGGCGCUGGCGGCCGUGGUGGGAUGCGUUGCCAUACGCCCUGGGAUCAACGCUUCCGGCAUCGCCAGCAUGAUGAAGCCUAGCUUAGGACCUUGGGAGAUUGAACUGAUAUUGAGCUGGGCGUGUCAGGUAGGGGUUAUGCAGGGCGGAGACGGGUGGAGUACGCAGGAAUGGUGGUGGAUGAUAAUCACAUAGUUCCUCAAUUGACAUACAUUUUCGG
This is a messenger RNA of Aspergillus steynii IBT 23096, 5932 nucleotides long. RefSeq names its product putative TFIIIC transcription initiation factor complex subunits Tfc3. Gene Ontology annotation, molecular function: DNA binding. The transcript has 4 exons. Gene Ontology annotation, biological process: transcription initiation at RNA polymerase III promoter; 5S class rRNA transcription by RNA polymerase III. Gene Ontology annotation, cellular component: transcription factor TFIIIC complex. The record is from RefSeq and is a predicted model, not a curated record. Lineage: Eukaryota; Fungi; Ascomycota; Eurotiomycetes; Eurotiales; Aspergillaceae. The coding region runs from base 307 to 5907 and encodes 1866 amino acids.